Molecule: messenger RNA, 655 nt
Organism: Alnus glutinosa
Lineage: Eukaryota; Viridiplantae; Streptophyta; Magnoliopsida; Fagales; Betulaceae
Exons: 1
Coding region: 67-423 (118 amino acids)
Source: RefSeq, a predicted model, not a curated record
CUUUAAUUUGUCCCUUCGGCUCAGAGACUUUGAGCAUCGAGAAGCUAGCUAGCAGGUGAUCGGGACAUGGCCAGUGGAGCAGCCGACGGGCUAUUCAGAUGUGUCUACGAGGGCUGCAUUUCGGGCUGUGACACGGGGAUUGAGCGCCGGCCAUACCACCGUAACUGCGGCUGUGCACUCCAUGACAAGUCACGUAAAGCUAGCUCGCAUGCAUUGCCGGCCAGGCCGUGCAAGAAGAACGUAUCCUACCCAAUAAGGCGGUCCUGGAGUGAGGGCUCCUUGGCCUUGCAGGCGGCUGCUGCGGCUAAUUCUAACCAUUCUUCCCCGUCUUCUUCGCCGGCUGUGGUGGGGGCUGCGGGGAGGCCGCCUCACCUGGGUUUUUGUGAUGAGGAGGAAGAGUAUGUUUCAUUAUUCAAGAUUUGAACCUUUUCUUUAGUCAUUCAUAGAUCUCUCUUGAAUAAUUCAUAGACUGCAUAUCUUAUGGAUCAAAAUGCAUGGGUUUUGUAUUUGAUGAAAUGUUUUUGAAUGAAAUCCUUUCAUCAGUGUACGUUAUUAUAUUGUGUAAAUAUAUGUAUAUUGUGUCAAGAAAAUUUCAAAAAUUGAUCUUUGGGCCCCAUUUUCAUUUCAUGUGGAAAGAAACUAAUUAAGUAUCAAA